GCUUUUGGCAUUUCGACUUGAUCCCUGAAAGCGCGCGGAGCUUUCGUAUAUAGCUCCGUUUCACCCAUUGUCGGGCUUUAAAGCUCGUUUAAAACAGUAAUCGAAAGUAAAGAGGUUGUUAUUGUUCAUUUGCUAUAAUUACGUGGCCAUGCGUAUCGAUUUUCUUUUAUUUUUUUCGUGUGAAUAGAUAACCCCGAUGAUCUUAAAAUGCUGAUGAAGUUGAUACUGAUGGCAUUAUUGCCAUCGGGUAUUUUCGGGUUUGGAAAAACCGUUAAAAUCGGUGGAUUGUUCGAGGAGGAUGAUUUAAGAGCCGCCGCGUUUAGGGUCUCCGUAGAGAUGAUGAACAAUCAAAGACACGGACAUUCCGAGCUGCCAAAACAGUUCAUCGAUACGCAGAUAAUUACCGUUAAUAACGAUUCCUAUGACGUGUCGCAAUGCGUCUGUGGCCUUGCUGACGAUGGAGUGGUGGCAAUUUUUGGUCCGGGUCACAAGAUUACCGCAAGGCAAGUGCAGAGCAUGUGCGACACGAUGGAGAUUCCUCACAUUGAAGCGAGGUGGGAUUCUCGACAGAUACGGGGAAACGGACUGCUCAACAUGUAUCCGUAUUCGUAUACUUUGUCCAAGAUAUACCUGCAGCUUGCUGAGGAUUUUGAGUGGAAGACAUUUACGAUACUCUACGAAAGCACCGAGAACCUGAUUCGGAUGCACGAUCUUCUGAAGAGAUGGGAUCGCCGGGGGCACACAGUUACCGUGAGACAGUUAUCCGAAGGACCGAAUUACAGGCAUGUUCUAAGAAUGAUCAAAACGUCUGGAGACCCGAACAUAGUAUUGGAUUGUUCAAUUGAUAUACUGGCGGAAGUUUUGAAGCAAGCUCAACAAGUUGGUUUGAUGACGGACAAGCACAGCUACAUUAUCGCGUCUUUGGACUUGACGAGCAUCGAUCUUGAGCCCUACCAAUACGGUGGAACAAAUUUGACCGGGUUACGUUUGAUAGACCCCGAUGAUCCAUUGGUCAUCGAGACCUUUCAGAAAAACGCACUGGAAUGGGGUGUGGAAAGUCCAUCCCAGAUUACGGUAGAGGCAGCUCUGAUUUACGACGGUGUCCAAGUGUUCGGAAGGGCCCUGAGAGAACUGGACGACACCGUUGUGGCUGACGCGAAAUCUUCUUUAUGUCACAACGUCACUAGCUGGGAACACGGAUCUAGUCUGAUGAACAUCAUGAGAUCGAUCGAGACUGCGGGAUUAACUGGGCUGAUAAAGUUCGACUCGUCUGGUUACCGUAGCAACUUUCAUCUUGACGUGGUGAGUCUGGAAUCAGAUGGCAUGAGAAAGAUUGGAUCGUGGAACAAGACGGAAGGGAUGAGUUACAUUCCGAAGCCACUGCUGCCAGAGCAGAUAAUCGAGAUCAGUCUCCGCAACAAAACGUUCCUCGUCCUCAUAGCGAUAACUCCCCCUUACGGAAUGCUUAAGGAGUCGCCGAAGAAGGAAGUUGGGAACGAAAUGUACGAGGGUUUUGGAAUAGACAUAAUUCACGAGCUUUCUAAACUUCUGGGCUUCAAAUACAUUUUUGAGGUCCAAGAAGACAACGUUUAUGGUUCGAAGAAUUCUCAAACUGGAGAAUGGAAUGGCAUGAUAAAGAAGAUCAUGGAAGACAAAGCGGACUUGGCUAUCACUGAUCUCACAAUCACGGCCGAUCGUCAAGAAGCCGUAGACUUCACGAUGCCUUUCAUGAACUUGGGGAUCAGCAUUCUAUUCAGGAAACCAACGCCCAUCGGAUCCAGCCUCUUUUCGUUCUUGAUGCCAUUCUCGAACGAAGUUUGGAUGUACCUGCUGGGCACGUACCUUGUCGUCUCCCUGCUUUUCUUCGUCGCCGGUCGCUUGUGUCCGGCUGAAUGGAACAAUCCCUAUCCCUGCAUCGAGGAACCCGAGGAACUGGAGAACCAGUUCAGUCUGAAGAACGCCUUCUGGUUCACCAUCGGUGCCAUCAUGCAGCAAGGGUCAGAAAUCGCUCCAAUAGGCAUUUCGACGCGCAUGAUGGCCGGUUUUUGGUGGUUCUUCACACUGAUCAUAGUCUCCUCUUACACUGCUAAUUUGGCGGUAUUUUUGGUCGUUGAAUCGAAGCAAACCCUUAUCAAGAACGCCGGCGAUUUGCUCAACAAUUCACAUGGUAUCAAAUACGGAGCAAAAGUGAGUGGCUCUACCAUAGAUUUCUUUAAGGCCUCGACAGAUCCGAUUUACUCCGCAUUGAACGAUUACAUGCAAAAAAAUAAGAAAGAAGUAAUGCCAGCCACGAAUGAUGCGGGUGUGCAGAAAGUUAUGCAUGAAAAGUACGCCUUCUUCAUGGAGUCGUCAACGAUCAAGUACGAAGCGGAAAGAAAGUGCAACCUUACCCAGGUCAAUGGUCUACUCGAUGCAAAAGGCUACGGUAUCGCAAUGAAGAAGAAUUCGCCGUACCGGAACGCUCUCAGCACUGGCAUAUUGAAACUCCAAGAAACGGGGGUCCUGAAGGAUUUAGAAGACAAAUGGUGGAAGCAGAAAGGAGGAGGUGGUGCGUGCGAUGAAAAGGCGGGGGGAUCCUCGGAUGGUGAGGCUUUGGGUGUGCCUAAUGUGGGAGGCGUUUUCCUCGUUCUGGCAGUCGGCGUGGUUUUAUCUGGCGUCUAUACGGUUUGCGAACUGCUUUGGGUGGCGGGCUGCACUUCGAUAAAAGAGAAUGUUUCCUUCGUGGAUGAGAUCAAGGAUGAGCUGAAGUUCGUCGUGAAGUGCAGCGCCACGACUAAACCGGUUAGACGAAGGAAGGCUGGCUCGCGUUCUAAUUGGAGCCACGGAGAAGAUAGCAAUGGAGCCAGCACUCCGCCCUACGGCUUCAUGCCCACUGUUAUCACUACUUCAGCGGAUGACGAUUAGCGCGAUAAACGCACGAAUACAUGGCAGAUGAACUGCGGGAUUACUGUGACUUUACUUGACGAGUCCAAGCUGGGUUAUCAUCUCGACAUUGGAAAUCUAUAUCGCGUUGGAGUUGAUCCGUGGAUUAAGAUACGUUGUAACGAUAGUCGAAACAAAAAAUUAAUCACUGGAAUGUUCAGAAAAUUUGGUUGAAGAUUAGAAGCCUCGAAAUUUUUUUUUUUUUUUUUGUCUUUUUGUUACGUACGGAUAAGAAACUUCUCACCAACAUUUCGCUCAAUCAACUUCAGCGUAAUUUUUUUAAAACUUAUGUUAUAUAAUCCUAUUUCUAUCGCGCUCAUUCUUUUUACUAAAACUCACUUCUAAUGCAUUCGACAUAUCUUAACACCUUCGAAAAAUUACAUCACAGCUGGUUACUGUUUGAUUAAUGAACACUGACGAUGAAUAGAUCGUGUAAUAAUUGGGUAUUUGGAAUAUCGGUAGCUCGAUGUGAUGCAAGCUUUUUUCAAUUCUCUAAAAAAAAUAAGUGAAAACUUCAGUAAUGGUUUGUUAUUAUAAUCUGUACGAUCAUGUUUGUGUAAUUAUGAUUGUCAGUUACAGCUUCACAGAAGCAUACACGACAAUUAGUAUCGGGUGAAUGUCAUAUUUAUUAAACGCCAUACUGAAAUAGCUUCUAAUGAAAUUCAUUUUCGGCUUUGAA
Messenger RNA from Neodiprion virginianus, 3601 nucleotides. RefSeq names its product glutamate receptor ionotropic, kainate 2-like. Gene Ontology annotation, molecular function: glutamate-gated receptor activity; transmitter-gated monoatomic ion channel activity involved in regulation of postsynaptic membrane potential. Gene Ontology annotation, cellular component: plasma membrane; postsynaptic membrane. The record is from RefSeq and is a predicted model, not a curated record. NCBI's taxonomy places the organism in Eukaryota, Metazoa, Arthropoda, Insecta, Hymenoptera, Diprionidae. The coding region runs from base 208 to 2904 and encodes 898 amino acids. Gene Ontology annotation, biological process: synaptic transmission, glutamatergic; monoatomic ion transport; modulation of chemical synaptic transmission. The transcript is spliced from 17 exons.